Messenger RNA from Vigna unguiculata (cowpea), 1670 nucleotides. RefSeq names its product 26S proteasome non-ATPase regulatory subunit 11 homolog pseudogene. The record is from RefSeq and is a predicted model, not a curated record. Lineage: Eukaryota; Viridiplantae; Streptophyta; Magnoliopsida; Fabales; Fabaceae.
AUUGAGUUACAAGAAACCCCAGUAUUCUUUUGCCAGCUCUCAGCACCGAACCUUGCGGUUCUGGAUUAUCGGCAAGGUCUCCUUCUCCUUCAAUUCGGACUUUCUCAUUGGCAACCCCACCAUUAGAGUUGUCUUGCUCAUGUGAGCUCUGUGUUGAUGGACUCAGCCAUCUAAGCAGCCACACACCCUUAUCUGUGCCUAGAAGCAGAACUAAGCAGCAACCAUGGAUUCUUUUUCUCGUAUUAUUCUGGCACAGCAAACCAAAGACCCAUCUGAGAAAAUAUCCAUUCUUUAUGAGGUACUUGAUGAUCCUUCUUCUGGCUGUUGGGCUUUGAGAGCGAAAGAGCAGGCCAUCAUACACCUCGCCGAGCAGUUCAUGGAAGACAACUGGGCAGUGGAUCUGUACAGCCUUCUUACUCAUUUGAGGUCCUUCUUUUCGUUGAUUCCAAAGGCACAAACGGCAAAUGUUAUGAGGAACAUAAUUGAUUCUGUGGGUGCAAUACCAGGGAGUUCUGAUCUAGAAAUUACUAUCUGUAAAGAAAUGGUGCAAUGGACUCGUGCUGAAAGGCGUACCUUUCUGAGGCAGCGACUUGAGGCAAGACUUGCAGCACUACUCGUGGAAUAUGAGGAGUAUUCGGAAGCUUUGACUCUCCUCAAUGGCCUGGUCAAAGAGGUUAUAAGACUAGAUGACAAGCUUCUACUUAUAGACGUACACUUGCUUGAAAGCAAGCUACACUUUUCCUUGAGAAACUUUCAAAAGGCAAAAGCCGCCCUAAUAGCUGCAAGAACAGCUGCAAAUGCUGUUUAUGUUCCUCCAGUUGAUCAAUUUUCCAUAGAUUUUCAGGGUGGGAUUCUUCAUGCCGAGGACAAGGAUUACAAUACUGCAUACAGAUAUUUCUUUGAAGCUUUUAAGUCUUUCAGCGCUCUUGACAAGAAAGACCCCAAUGUGGUACUUAGCCUGAAAUACAUGCUGUUGUGUAAGAUCAUGGUCGGUCAAGCUCAUCAUGUGGCCGGAAUUAUAUCACAUGAAGCUGGCCCAAAAUACGUUGGACCCGACUUGGCUGUCAUGAAAAUAGUAGCUGAUGCUGUUUGCAGGCGAUCUCUGAAAUUGUUCAAAAUCGUUUUGCGAAAUUACAAGCCUCAGUUGGAGGAAGACCCAAUUGUCCACAGGCACCUUUCAUUCCUGCAUGGUGAUAUCCUGGAACACAACCUAUGCAGAUUGAUUGAACCUUUCUCAAGGGUAGAGAUUGUACACGUUUCUGAACUAAUUGGGCUUCCUGUUGAUGAUGUGGAGCGGAAGUUGUCGCAGAUGAUUUUGGACAAGAAGUUGGGUGGGACAUUGGAUCAAUCUGGAUGCCUUGUGAUAUUUGAUGAUCCCAAAACGGAUGCCUUAUACACUUCAACCUUCCAAACCAUUUCUAAUAUUGGGAAAGUCGUGGACAGUCUUUAUGCUAGGUCUGCCAAGAUAAUUGCAUGACCUCUUCAUCUCUCACUCCAGUUGGAAUGCAAUGAUACUUUCCUUAUCUUCUCUUUACAAUUAGUACGAUAUCAUUUGUUUUUUUUCCCGAAUUUGUUGGAAUGGAAACAGUUUUUGGCUGUUGAAUCAAUUCGUCUCCAAACUACUUGGGGAGCUUUUUACUAUUGUAAUGUAAUAAAUGAUUUUAGGAACA